Fusarium graminearum PH-1 is the source of this 1091-nucleotide messenger RNA. RefSeq lists its product as uncharacterized. Lineage: Eukaryota; Fungi; Ascomycota; Sordariomycetes; Hypocreales; Nectriaceae. The coding region runs from base 1 to 1011 and encodes 336 amino acids. Gene Ontology annotation, molecular function: pectate lyase activity. The transcript is spliced from 4 exons. The record is from RefSeq and is a predicted model, not a curated record.
AUGAAGCUGUCGUCGGCCCUUUGCUGCGUCUUUGCGACCCUCACCGUCGCUUUCCCUUCUGACUACCUCAAGAUUGCUACUUGGGGUGUCGAGGGUUACGCAAAGGACAACCCCAUUGGUGUCACCACUGGUGGCAAGGGCGGCAAGACCGUCACUGUUACGACUGCUGAGCAACUUGUCGAGGCCGUCAAGGGCAAUGCGCCCAAGAUUGUCAAGCUCAAGGGCAAGAUCGUUCUGCCCGCUCGUCUUGCCGUCGGAUCCAACACUUCGCUCAUUGGUGUUGGUCUUUCUGCUCACAUCACUGGCAAGGGAUUGAACAUCUACAACGGCGACAAUGUCAUUGUUCAGAACCUCAAGAUCACCGAGAUUCUCGACAACGACUGCAUCACUAUCCGCAACAGCACUCGCGUCUGGAUUGAUCACAACGAGUUCUCUUCCGAUAUCGAUGGCGGCCCAGACAAAUACGAUGGACAAGUCGAUAUCAUCCGAGCCUCCGACUUCAUCACCGUCUCAUGGAACUACUUCCAUGACCACUGGAAGUCCUCUCUCGUCGGUAACGAUGCUACCUUCCGCGAUCUCGACCUCGGCCACCUUCACGUUACAUACCACCACAACUACUGGCGACACAUGGGUACGCGUGGACCCGCUGGACGAUUCGGUCACCAGCACAUCUACAACAACCUUUACGAGGACUUCCUGUACCAGGCCAUCCAUAGUCGAUCCGAUAACCAGGUCCUUGUCGAGGGUAACGUUUUCCGAGGUAACACUAGCGAGGCUCUCAGCACCUAUGGCCUUGUCAUUCCCAUGGACUCUCCCAACACCUGUGUCUGCGGUGAUGAGGAACUUGAUGGCUAUGCCAACCUUGGAGCCAAGAAUGAUUGGGGCCAUGCUGGCGUCAACAUCACACAGAAGGGCAACUUUUACAAGGCUGACUACAAAUUCAAGUUGACACCUCUCCCACUUGUGCCUGCUGUUGUCAAGCUGGGUGCUGGUAUUGGUAGAAUUUGGUAAAGACCUACUUGAGUGUGGGUUUUUAGAGGCCAAAGUAUGGGAUGACUUUAAUACUAUAUUAUAAUUGAAGAGAUAUUUUG